Hemibagrus wyckioides is the source of this 3637-nucleotide messenger RNA. It is a transcript of the gene btg1, whose product is annotated as B-cell translocation gene 1, anti-proliferative. Lineage: Eukaryota; Metazoa; Chordata; Actinopteri; Siluriformes; Bagridae. Gene Ontology annotation, cellular component: cytoplasm; nucleus. Gene Ontology annotation, biological process: negative regulation of mitotic cell cycle; negative regulation of cell population proliferation. The transcript is spliced from 2 exons. Bases 262 to 813 code for a protein of 183 amino acids. The record is from RefSeq and is a predicted model, not a curated record.
UCAGUACUGAGAGCGCUGUGGCUCUGUGGAAGUGUUGUGUAGUGACGUCACCGCGGGACGAGCAAGGCUAUCUUGGUCUCGGAGUAAACAACAACAACAACAACAACAACAACAACAAAAAUACUUUUCCUGGAAAAAUACAUGCCCAACGUAGGCCAUAAAAGAAAAAAAAAAACCUCAACGGAAAACGGAUCAACUAACGGAGUUGGCGUUAAGACGUGACACCGAAGCGCGCGACGCUGCGUGUUGGUCGGUUCCUCCAUGCAUCCCCUCUGCGCACGCGGAACCAUGAAGCCCGAGAUAACCGCCGCCGUCGGAUUCCUGUCCAGGUUCCUGCGCGUGAAGGGACUUGUGAACGACCGACAACUUCAGACAUUCAGCCAAAUACUCCAAGACAUGAUGGCAGAGCAAUACAAGCACCACUGGUUUCCUGAUCGUCCGUGUAAGGGAUCAGGCUACCGAUGCAUACGCAUUAACCACAAGAUGGACCCUCUGGUGGGCCAGGCAGGUCAGCGCAUCGGCCUCAGCACACAGCAGCUCUACCUGCUGCUUCCUAGCGAGCUGACUCUUUGGGUCGACCCAUUUGAGGUGUCCUACCGCAUCGGCGAAGACGGCUCCAUCUGCGUUCUGUACGAAUCUCAGCCCAACCCCAGCGCUACUCCGAAUACCAGCACCAACACUUCCACUGGAACCAGCAGCUCUGCCUCAUCUGUGUCGUCCAUGCUGGAUAGUCACAUCAGCUGCAAGGAAGAACUGCUGGUGCUCGGUCGAACCAGCCCGGCUAAGCCCUACAUGAUGACCGUGUCCAGUUAAAGGAGCCACGGUCCAUCGUGUUUUUUUUUUCUUUUUAAAUAAUGCAAAAAAGAGGAAAAAAAAAUCAUGAAAGAGAAGAAAAAAAGCAAAGGAUGUAACCUAAUGUUCAGGCGAUAGAAACCUCGUAGGUGUAAUUGCGCUCGUUUUUGGUUGUUUUUUUGUGUUGAAUUAACCAGAGGCUCAGACCCUGGGGCAGCUAUGAAGAUGUGAGAUAUCGCCCCUCUUCCUGGAAUAGACUGGUCUUUGUGACUGGACUUGGGGCUUUUACUCGUGUCUAUCAAUGGUGACUUUGCACUUUUGCUCGCUCUUUGUUAGUUUACCACACCACCACCAUCAUUACCACCACCACCGUCAUCAUCACCAACAACACUGAAAUGAUAGUAAACCAAAAAUGGUUGCUCUGAAGCCUAGGUACCAGCAGCUGCACUGGUGCUGAGGGGCUGCCUUUAAGAGUCUUUUCUUUUCUUUUCUUUCUUUUUUUUUUUAUUUUAAUACCCCAUCCAUUCUUGAGCGCUCCGUGAGGCACUGUUUGUUUUAAUCUCCAUCUUGGCCUCUGGGUUACUGCAGUUGCUAACCUUUGACCUCUUCCUGGGCUUCUGACCAACUGAAAGUUAAAAAAAAAAGAACAACAAUAAACCCUGCUUUCUUUCCCGCUCCUUCGUUCCAGUUCCCUGGAAAUGCCCCUGCUAUUCACUCUGCUGUCAUGGCCAUCAUUGUGAGCACUGUGACAGAAAUGUUGUCCUAUGGAUAGUUUGUUCCUAGGUGUAGGGGCUCCACUUCUUCAUGGUUUAAUGUCCCUCAGAGAUGGUUUUUAUUGUGUGGCACCAAAAUGAAGACCUAGCGUAAUUGUCCCGGUUUUGUAGACAGCUUAGACUAGACGUUGAAUGCACUUUUUGACAUUGAGAUAGUUUUCCAUGGAAAUUCCGACAUUUCUGCGCUUUGAAAUUGCUUUAUUUUUUAUCCAACCUAAAAAACAAAACAAAACAGAAACCAUUUUAUCCUAGACCAGGGCUCAGAAACCCAACAGGUAGGGGAAAAAAAGUGACCCUAACCUGGUGAAUAUCAUUUGAAUCUGAUUUGAACAUGACGGUCCGAGGUGGGUUUAACGUUCCAGUGCUUUUCAAACCAAGACCAAGUCGUGCAGGUUUUAUUCUGUGUAGCUGUGUGAUCAUUCUGAGCAGGAAGAGUGUUGAGUUGGCACUGGUUGUCUGGAAGGUGUGUGUGUGUGUGUGUGUGUGUGUGAGAGUGAGAGUGAGAGUGAGAGUGAGAGUGAGAGUGAGAGUGAGAGUGAGAGUGAGAGUGAGAGUGAGAGAGAAUGUGUGUUUUUAAGGAUAAGAUAACAAUCACAUGUUUGUUUUCAUGCCUGAACCACCCCCACCGGCUUGGCUAGUCUAUUCUUGUGCCUCUCUGAAGCAGGGGCAGGCGUUUCUCCCCCAUUUCCUUGUACCACACAGGGCUCAGCCUUUAGGCGUCUCUGCCAAGCCUGGCUGUGCCGCCUGCACAGACACACAAACACACACACAGGAGAGAAAGGACUACCGGGCCUGCUGUCACACAAAGAGCUGGAGCGCUGUCUUAGCACAUAUCAUCUCCCUCCUCAGGCUGGGUGGAUGUGGCGGGACGGGGCAGGCGGGGGGGUCACACACCAGACCAGGGCAGCUAAAAACCCUUCCCCCUGAUCCCCCUGAUCCACCCCACCCCAUCACCAUGUACUCACUGAGCAGCCAGGAGGAGAGGCUAGCCAACACACACAUGCACAGCGCACUCCAGACCCACUGAGCCUUAUUGUGUGUGUGUGAGAGAGAGAAAAGACAGAGCUGGCUUUGGUUCACGGUGCUGCUGAUGGAUUCAUGAUGAACCUGUUUACAAUAGAUCAGAUUCGCACUAGUGUGAGAGGGGGUAAGAUCAGAGUAAGGAAGAUGUGUUUGUUAGAGAGAGAAGCCACAAUGUUGGUGCACCGUUCUCUUUUUCUCGCUGUCCCAUUGGUUUGUCCUGCUCUCAUCAGGCUUCAGCAGUAAUUCUUUUCAAGCCCCAGGUUAGUCAAAGCGGCGAGCCCGCGGCAGGCAGGCAGAUGGACCCCGGUCUCUGGACAAACACCUCCUACCUGUCCUACUGCUUUUAUUUGGGUUUUUUUUUGUCCCAUAGGUUAUGUUUUUCUGGGGUUUUUUUAUGAAUGAGCGUUUCACCACAUUUCGAACUUCAAAUGCGAACGUCUUUAGAACCUUCGAUUUUAACAGCUAUAGCUCCCUUGUCUAAACACGCUGAGCCUCAGUGGUUCAGCGGGCUUCGGUGGCGUCCGAGAUCUCGCGGAAAUAAUAAAAGAGCACAUAAAAUGCACUAUGUUAUACGGUGAAGUCACGUGACACUGAGAUGUGAAAAGUCUCUUAAGGAAUGUAUCGCCAAACUCAGGCCUCAGACAUUCAGUGAAACGUGUCAGGAUGUGCAACAUGGAAGGGAGUUUCUUUCAUUUGUGUCAUGUUUUUUUGUCAUCUUUUCAAAAUUAUUGUCACUUUCACACGUGGGCUGCUUUGCAUAUUUGUAACGUGUAUUGUAGUCGUAACAACGUAUCGUAGAACACAGACCUAACAUUACACAAUGGGAAGUGCCAAUAAUUUCUAUUUUGAGGUGUUUCAAUGUGUUCCUUUUGUAUUUCAUAUUUUAACACAGAUCGCUCUUUCAUAAACGAAGCCAUUUGUGUCAGGAGUGUUGGCGAGGACCAAAGUUGUUUUGGUACAUAAAUAUUUCCAUGCUCUGUGCCAAUAGAUUUAUCCUUUGUUCUUUUUUUUUUCUUCCCCUUCAUGUUUUUUUUUUUUUUUUUUUUUUA